Molecule: messenger RNA, 4031 nt
Organism: Drosophila bipectinata
Lineage: Eukaryota; Metazoa; Arthropoda; Insecta; Diptera; Drosophilidae
Gene: lap
Product: phosphatidylinositol-binding clathrin assembly protein lap
Biological process (GO): clathrin-dependent endocytosis; clathrin coat assembly; synaptic vesicle budding from presynaptic endocytic zone membrane
Cellular component (GO): clathrin-coated vesicle; extrinsic component of presynaptic endocytic zone membrane; synaptic vesicle
Molecular function (GO): SNARE binding; 1-phosphatidylinositol binding; clathrin heavy chain binding
Source: RefSeq, a predicted model, not a curated record
ACUGUUGCCAGUCGCCAUUAUCGAUUUGUGGCAGAGGAAAAAUAGAGACUUAAAAAAUCGAGUAACAGCGUUAGGCACCGGUUAGAGAGCGCAUCAAACGCGGCGUUAAAUUGUGAGGAGCUUGUGAAGUUAAUACCACCAUCCGUGAUCCGUUCAAUUAGUCGUGGCUGAGCUUGUGUAAACGUUUUUUUCCCUUAGAAAUUCUCAAUCAAUCAAUACCACCAGCUCUCUGGCUCGCUCUGUCCUCUGUCCGCUCUACGUGUGUGUGUGUGUGCGUCGUGUCUCUCUUUCUCUCUGGGUGCGUGCCUGAGUGUCUGUGUUUGUGUGUGUGUGAGUUUCUGUGGUCCGCUCCUUGGGUGCAUAAUUAAAUUAAUCAAGUAAAUAAAAGCCAACGGGAGCAGGAAGAACAAAAACAAAAACAACAGCUUCAUCAUGACUAUGGCAGGGCAAACGAUCAACGACAGGCUGCUGGCCGCCCGUCACAGCCUUGCGGGCCAAGGACUCGCCAAGUCCGUCUGCAAGGCCACCACCGAGGAAUGCAUAGGCCCGAAGAAGAAGCAUUUGGACUAUCUGGUGCACUGCACCAACGAGCCAAAUGUGUCGAUACCUCAUCUGGCCAACUUACUUAUCGAGCGUUCACAGAACGCCAACUGGGUGGUGGUCUACAAGUCGCUGAUAACCACACAUCAUCUGAUGGCAUAUGGCAAUGAGCGUUUCAUGCAAUAUCUGGCAUCGAGCAAUUCUACAUUCAAUCUCAGCUCCUUUCUCGACAAAGGAACUGUGCAAGAUGGUGGCAUGGGCGUUCCAGGUGGCAGAAUGGGUUACGAUAUGUCGCCCUUUAUACGCCGCUAUGCCAAGUAUUUGAAUGAGAAAUCGCUCUCCUAUCGAGCCAUGGCCUUUGACUUUUGCAAAGUCAAGCGAGGCAAAGAGGAGGGCUCAUUGCGAAGCAUGAAUGCUGACAAACUUCUGAAGACUUUGCCAGUUUUGCAGGCACAAUUGGAUGCACUUUUGGAGUUUGAUUGCCAGUCCAAUGAUUUGUCCAACGGCGUCAUAAAUAUGAGCUUUAUGCUCUUAUUCCGCGAUCUCAUACGUCUGUUUGCUUGCUACAACGAUGGCAUCAUCAACUUGCUGGAGAAGUACUUUGACAUGAACAAGAAGCAUGCACGCGAUGCCUUGGAUCUCUACAAGAAGUUUUUGGUGCGAAUGGAUCGUGUUGGGGAGUUCCUGAAGGUUGCUGAGAACGUGGGCAUUGACAAGGGAGAUAUCCCUGACUUGACCAAGGCUCCUAGCUCAUUGCUGGAUGCUUUGGAGCAGCACUUGGCCACUUUGGAGGGCCGGAAAGUAUCUGCAGCCAAUACACCCACACAGUCGUCGAGCAAUCAGCGUAAUUUUAAAUCCGCUGUCUCCGCACUCUCUUCUACCAGCUCGGCCUUUGGAACUGCUGCCGCUUCCAGCAAAUUCGAUAACAGCAAUGGCAUCGACGAGCAGCUCAAGGCCCAGGUCCUGGCCGAGGAGGAGGCUGCCAUGAAUCAGUACAAGUCCAAGGUAUCGUCGCCCACAAGCAGCGGGGCUGGUGGCGCUAGCGCUGCACUAACAAAUCCAUUCCUAUCGUCACCGCCAGCCGCCCAGGCUGGCCAGCCGAUAGUUGAUCUGUUCGGUGCCGCGUCGGCGCAGCCCGCUGCUGCUGCAGCAGCCCCACCGGCCCAAGCCACCAAGGCCUCCGACGAUCUGCUGCAGUUGGGCAAUCCGUUCGCCGACAUGUUCGAGGCCAGCGCCGCUCCGGGAGCAACAGGUGCUGCACUCAAUGCCAAUAAUUUGUGGAUGCAUAAUAAUGGUUUCAAUGGCGCUUCAGUUUCCUCCGCUGCUGCUACAAAUGCAUUCGUUUCCGAUAGUAAUUUCUCAUCCGUUUUCGGUAAUACGGAACCGGCAGCGUCGAUGUCGUUGCCAAAUCCAUUUUUUGAUGAAAUGUCCCAAGCCCCAGUCGCUGUUGCACCUGUUGCUGCGCCCUAUGCCAACAAUAUCAAUUUCAUGGAUCAGCAAUCAGUGUUAUAUAUGCAACAGCAACAGCAGCAGCAACAAUUGCAACUUCAGCAACAGCAACAGCAGCAACACCGUCAGCAACUGCAACAACAGACUUCCUUGUCAGCAACGACGGCAGCAGCUCAUUUUCCACCAGGCUUCGAUGCUUUGGGUGAUGUUCUCAAGCCGGCUUCCGCCAGCAGCCACAACAGCAAUCAAAUGAACGUUGUCGCCACAGGUUACACCGGCAAUAGCAGCUCGAUCCUUGCGUUACAACAGCAGCAGCACCACCAGCAACACCUGCAGCAACAGCAACUGCAACAGCAGCAGCAGCAGCAACAGCCCCAGGCACCGGCCAGCACUGGAAAGAUAAUUACCGGCGACCUGGAUAGCUCACUAAUGUCCCUAGUUGAUAACUUAAAUAUUAAUAAAACGGCAAGUGCAAAACCCGUGCAAUGGAAUUCACCUAAAAAUACAGCGAAACCAGGUGCUAAUUGGACACCCCAACCAAUGGCGGCUACAACUGGUGCUGGCUAUCGUCCAAUGGCACAUGGCAUGACCGUAAGUCCUGCGCCAAUCACAAUCAAUCAUCCGUAUAUACAUGCUAGUUAUCCUGUAAUGCCAAAUUAUAUGCAGGGAAUGCCGGUGAUGGGGCAGCCAACUAUGAUGGGGCAGGCAGCAGCCCCUUUGACUGGGGUGCAACCGACGAUGAUGGCGGCGCCGCACAGUAAUGCGUCAGCGACAGCGACGGGCAUCAUGCAACCCAUCCAGCCCACGCAGAACGGGGGCAAUAAAAACGUCCCGCUCGAUCCAUUUGGUGCGUUAUAAGCGGCCCGCUCGGAGCUCAUACGUACAACAACCACACCCACUCACUCACCUUUACACACACUAGGCGCUCUAACCUCAUAGACCACACACACACGCAGCAAACAAAACUAUAAUAUACUUAUAUAUAUUUGCAAAAACGAAAAUUAAAAACUUGAAAAAAUGCAUUAUAAGAAAUGUUUACAGAAACUACAGAAACAAUAUAUAUAUUAAAGUUUAUGGAAAUAGCAGCAGCAAAAAGCGAAAAAAACGAGAAACACAAAUGAAGCAGAUAAGAAAUUAUAUUAUAAUAAUGUUGAACAUUGAGUAAACGCAAAAACAAAUGCUAUAUACAUACAUAUAUAUACAUAAAUAUAUAUAUAUUUAUAUUAUUACUAUUUAAAUGAAAACAAAUAAGUUUGACUAUUUAUAUGUAUACACCAAUUUAUAUACUAUGCUAAAACGAAUGAUGAGAAGGCGUCAAGCGAUGAGCAAAACGAAACAAUUUCCAUGAAUAGCUAAAGGAAAGUAGCCUAUGUGAAAUAUACCUAUGAGAACUCUAAGAUAAGUCUAAACAAAACCUGUAGUUGUGUCCUACGCCAAUCACUAAACACACACGUUGAAUUACCUAGUGGAACUAUGUUAGCUGUCUCAAAGCCGCAUCGGAGGAGGAUCGGAGCAAGAUCCUCAUUUUAGAAGGAGAGUGACACUUUUAAACUCAGUCCAAGUGUGUGCACAGCUUACCGUAAUUAUUUGCAAUAUUUUAAAUCCGUCUAUGAAACAAAAAUUCAUGUUUUUCUGUUAUCUGUGUAUUUUUUAAUAACUGUUAUUAAACAAAUUAUUAUUUGUUGAAUGGAAAUUAUUUGUAAAUGCAUUCCAAACUAGGUCCAAUUUUGUCCAAAUUUAAUUUGUGAAAGGAAUACAAUUGUAAUUAUUAAGUAUUAUUUAAAAAUUGUUUCAAUAUAAAUUGUAUGGAUGAUUUGUUUAAAUACUAGGUGUACCACAAUGUUUAUUUAACUUGUGUUAAACUUUAGAGCGUAUGUUGUAUUUAGCCAUUUAUGUAAAUGCUUCUCAGCAUUCGAAACGAUUCGAAACUGACCCAUAAAAUACGUAGUUCAUUUCUUGAUUGUGUAUAUAAAGCAUAUAAAGUGUUUGCAGCACGAUGCGCUGAACUAUGAUUAAAUAAAAUUUAUAUAAAUUAUGUAAAA